AUUUUAGUGGAUGAAUUAAACAAUCUAAGUGAAAGUAUUGAUUGGAUAGAUUAAUAAUAAUUAUAAUUUUUAAGGAAAUAUAAAUCGAAUAAAUGUAUCCCUUUAAAAAUACACAUAAAAAGAUGAGAUAGAUAUUUUAGUUUUUCCUGAAAUGGCUUUGAUUGGGUAAAUAUGAAUUAAAAUAUCAUAGAUACUAUUAUCCAGAUAAAACUGCAAUAAAGCCAUUCUUAGAAUAAUAUGCAUAAGGGCCUACUUAUGAAUUUUGUAAAUAAAUAGCUUAAAGAUUAAAAUGUUAUGUAGCCUGUGGAUAUGCAGAAAUUGAUGGAGAUAAAUUAUAUAAUUCAGCAGUUGUUGUUAAUAGAAAAGGGGAAGCUAUUUUAAAUGUAAGAAAGAAACAUUUGUUUGAAACUGAUAAGACAUGGGCAAAUGAAGGUUAAGAAUUCAAGUGUUUAGAAAUUUAAACGACAAAAGGUUAAACAAUAAAAUUUGCAUUUGGUAUUUGUAUGGAUUUAAAUCCAUGGGAAUUUAAAGAUAAUAGCAAAUUUGAAUUGGCUGAUUUUUGUAUAUAAAAUUAAGUGGAUGGUCUUAUUUUUAUGGCUGCUUGGAAUGUAAAUUAUGAUUCUAUUUUUUUAGGAUCAUGAACCUGAUAAUGAUGAUAAUAAGGGAAUUUUAUAGUAUUGGCUUUGGAGACUUAAACCAAUUAGAGAUGGAAAAUAAAAUAACUAUAAUAAAAAAUUCAUUUUCAUUUGUGCAGAUAAAGUUGGAAAGGAUGAAAAAACUUAAUAUAUGGGAUCCAGUUGUUUAAUUAAACUAAAUCCAACUAAAUUGAUAUAAGAUUUAUAAAAAAAGUAAGAAAGCUAUUUAAUCUGCAAUGUUUAAUUGUGA
Molecule: messenger RNA, 885 nt
Organism: Paramecium sonneborni
Lineage: Eukaryota; Ciliophora; Oligohymenophorea; Peniculida; Parameciidae
Source: the annotation of a GenBank genome assembly